AUGGAGGCUGACAAUCAAAUGAACGUAGACACCCCGGAUGAUAAAGUUUACGAAGUUUCACAAGCAAAUGUUUUUGAGAGAAGGCAGCAAAUAAUAAGUCGCAUCGAAGAUGUCCUAAGCGAUCUGAUCAUAGCAAUAAGUCGAAACGAGACACCCAGUCUUGUAUACGCCGAUGGCAAAAGUUCUGGCUGGAGUAGCAACAGCAGCGAGAGCAUGGGUAGUACCGGCAGUGACGGCAUGGGGGAUAGAAGCGAAUCGUCCGAGGACUCGGUUGGGCACGUAAAAAUGCUCAAGUUCAGCGGGAAUGCCACUCGCAAGAGGUUUGCCAUAAUCAUGAGGAUUUUGGAGUAUGUCCACGCGAAACUGAUCGCUAACGUUGACGAAACGAGCGACUCCUUUUACUGCACCAAGAGAGCGUUCUAUUACUCUUUGAAGAACGAGCCUGUCAAACGCUUUCUCGACAAGCCAGAAAAGGUUUAUUUGUGCAUCGGCGAGGUUGCCACGAUGCUCGAUUGCGCGCCUUGGGAAAUUGGAUUCACAACGACGAGUAAAGGCUUGAUCGCUGGUGACCUGAGUCUGUACAUCGAAGACGUAGUGAAGGAUUACGCGCCGCAGAGUUGCCAAGCGGUGCCAGACGUCAUACCUAACGUGACGCGAGUUCGCACGAGCGCCGAGUACGUGCUAGUCGUCGAAAAAGAUUCCGCGUUCCAGAGGCUUUUGGCCGAGGGUUGUCCCGCCUUCAACAAGUGCAUCAUGAUUACUGCCAAGGGCUAUCCUGACAUUCCGUCAAGGAUGAUUGUCAGCUUGCUCUCGGAGAAGGCAGCCUUGCCGGUUUACGCGCUCGUUGACGCGGAUCCUUAUGGUUUCGAGAUAAUGUGCGUUUAUAGAUUUGGAACAUCAAACAAUUCAGGAUUUCGAGAGCAGUUACUUUGUCCUAAAAUGCGUUGGCUUGGCAUUCAUCAAAGAGAUUUGACGUUACUAGGCAUAUCAAGAAUCCCACUGAAAGAAAAAGAUUUGAAGAAAAUCGAAGACUUGUCAAAUCGCUGCUACGUGGGCGUGGAUUUUUCACAACAUUUGAAUGAGAUGAAAUUGGGCAAGGCCGAAAUUGAAAACGUCGACAAGCCAAUGAAACAUUUUUUAUCUGAAUAUUAUAUACCCACUAAAAUUCAGAACAAAAGUUACUUUUAGAGACAAUUUUUAUAUUUGACAAGAAUAUUUUUAUUACUUGUCUUUUCCAGUGCC
Molecule: messenger RNA, 1242 nt
Organism: Phymastichus coffea
Lineage: Eukaryota; Metazoa; Arthropoda; Insecta; Hymenoptera; Eulophidae
Gene: mei-W68
Product: meiotic recombination protein W68
Exons: 4
Coding region: 1-1188 (395 amino acids)
Biological process (GO): meiotic DNA double-strand break processing; meiotic DNA double-strand break formation; reciprocal meiotic recombination
Cellular component (GO): nuclear chromosome
Molecular function (GO): DNA topoisomerase type II (double strand cut, ATP-hydrolyzing) activity; DNA binding
Source: RefSeq, a predicted model, not a curated record